AUUCAGCGAAAGUUAAACAUUACACGAGUUGGGAUCUCUUUGGAAUAGUUCGGCGAAUGAGAAAAUAAUUACUUUCAUUUGUGUGUAUUGUGCUAAGAUUUUCCUCAAAUAAACGCUGAAAGAUCGGAAAACACAUGCAUAAGGAGGUACCAAAAUGUCAGGAGACAUGGAUUUCUUUGAAGGGUCUGAAAAACUUCUGGAAAUUUGGUGGAAUUCAACACCCAAGCUGACAGCAGCCGACAAAGAAAAGGAUUUGAGGUGUAUUCCAAGGUGCAGAAUUGAGAAAAUCCUAGAUUUGGCAGGAUGUAAAAUCAUUAGCAUGAUUCAAAAUGAUGAAAUGACUGCUUACUUGUUGAGCGAGAGCAGUUUGUACAUAUCAUGUAAUCGUUUGAUUCUAAAGACAUGUGGCACAACCCCCCUGCUACGAGCUACAAUACAUAUUAUUAAAGUUGUUGAGGAGGAAUGCGGAAUGAGUGAGGUCAAAAAUGUGUUCUAUUCAAGGAAAAGUUUACAACCUCAUUUGCAGGAGGCACCCCAUCAGAACUUUCAGCAAGAGAUUGAUGUCUUAGAUGAAUUCUUCCCAGGAGGUGGAGCUUAUACCUUAGGAAGACAGAACAGCGGCAAUUGCUGGCAUUUGUUUACCAUUGAUAAUUAUAUUGAUGGAUUGAAAAUACCAGAUCAGACUCUAGAAAUUUUGAUGAAUGAUUUAGAUUCAUCUGUUGUCAAGCGAUAUUACAAAGGAUUUUACAAAGAUGCAAAAGAGCUCACCAGGGCUGUUGGUAUAAAUGACCUCAUUCCUGGCACAAUGAUUGAUGAUGUAAUCUUUGAACCUUGUGGGUACUCUGCUAAUGCUAUUUUGAAGGACAGCUAUUUUACAAUUCACGUAACUCCUCAAGAGGAGUUUUCUUACGCCAGCUUUGAGACGAACGUUAAAUUGGACACGUUCAAAGAAUUGAUUAAAAAAGUACUCGACAUUUUCAAGCCGGGUAGAUUUAUCAUGACGCUGUUUGGCAACGCGAUCGCCCCCUGCGGAACUUCCAUACGGACAUUUGAGAAGAACUUUCUUCAUUAUUCAAGAAAAGAUCUUCAUUUUGCUUGCUUCAAGAAUUACAAUCUCACAUACGGCUAUUACGAGUUGGCAUGAGCGACAUCUCUGUAAGUCCAAUAGUCUGCUUGACCUCGUUAUUUGUGCUUCUUUUUUAGUAUGACCAAUUAUCAUAGUCUUUUAUAUAGAACAAUAGUAAAGGGAAUGAACUACAACCAACAUAUAAAAUAUGCCAAACCGAUGUAUUUACAUUGGCGAUAUGUAGAGAUAGAGACCAUAUUUACUCUUCAUUACAUAUUUUACUAUAAGUAAGAUAUGAUCUUUGGAAUAUAUUCAGAUAAUAAGUAUUCUAAGUAUAAGUAUCAAAGUAAAUCUGUAAUAUUUUGAAUGGUUGUACAAGCAUGUUUGCACCAGGGCCGUUGGCGCCGUUUUACGAAGGAGUUAGCUCCGGGGGGGUUGAGUUGGAAAUUAAUAGUAAGAAACGCGUUUCGUCGUUGGAUUUAUAUUCGUUGUAUUAUUAUAAUUUGACUUAAAUGUUUGUGUAUUUUGUCAAUUGGAAACUUGCAUUUUACGUUUAUUGAGAAGUUAUUUGCCGAAAACUGUUUUCCUGGUGGGGAAAGUGAUACCCGCUAGCUCCACGCUUGCUCUGGCUUACCAACGACCUUGGUUCAUAUAUAUUACAUGAAUUCUUGCAUUUAAUGUCAUAACCAUAUAUAUAUCUUAUAUUACACGGUCAUAACAAUCGA
This is a messenger RNA of Xenia sp. Carnegie-2017, 1791 nucleotides long. RefSeq names its product S-adenosylmethionine decarboxylase proenzyme-like. Gene Ontology annotation, biological process: spermidine biosynthetic process; spermine biosynthetic process. Gene Ontology annotation, molecular function: adenosylmethionine decarboxylase activity. Gene Ontology annotation, cellular component: cytosol. Lineage: Eukaryota; Metazoa; Cnidaria; Anthozoa; Malacalcyonacea; Xeniidae. The record is from RefSeq and is a predicted model, not a curated record.